GAUAGAUGUACACAUUACUCAUUUAUCGCCUGUGAUGUCGUGCCAUAGACUGUUCAUCGUUCAGAGAGUUUGUUUUCAUUUCAGUUCAUGUCAUGGCCGGUUGAUGGUUUGAAUUAGUUUGAGUGAUAACUGACUAGGCCAACAAUAUUAACAUUGCUCUUGUUUGCCUGGCUGUCUUUCAGAUUACUUAAAAACGUUAUUAAAUUUUAAUAUUUUUAAUUUAAUUAUUUUUAAUAAAUUUUGAAAGAGUUGUUUUAGAAAAUUAUAAAAAAAUAGAAUGGAUGUGUUACCGUUUAGUUCGGGGACUAGUAGCAAUGAUGACAUCUCGUUUGAAUCUUUGGGAGUUGUGCAAGUUCUAUGUGAAGCCUGCCAACGAUUGAAAUGGUCAAAACCAACUCCUAUUCAAAAAGAGACAAUCCCGGUGGCUCUGUUGGGCAAGGACAUCAUAGGAUUAGCAGAAACUGGUUCAGGCAAGACGGGAGCAUUCGCCAUCCCAAUCCUUCAGGAUCUCCUGCAGAAACAGUCAAGGUUGUUUGCUCUCAUCCUCACCCCAACCAGGGAACUUGCCUUCCAAAUUAAUGAAACAUUUGAAGCAUUGGGUGCUGGCAUGAAACUCAAAUGUGCUGUUAUUAUUGGUGGAGUUAAUAUGAUGGAGCAGAGCAUUAUGUUGGCCAAAAAACCUCACAUCAUUAUAGCCACACCGGGAAGGUUGUUGGAUCAGCUGGAGGGUGAUACAGGGUUCAACCUCAACUCUCUCCAAUAUCUCGUUCUCGAUGAGGCGGACAGAAUUUUAAAUUUGGAUUUUGAAGCUGAAGUCAAUAAGAUCCUUAAAAUGAUUCCCAAGAAAAGGAAGACCUACCUGUUUUCUGCAACUAUGACUGAAAAGGUGAGUAAGUUACAAAGGGCAUCCCUCAAGAACCCUGUGAAAGUUGAGGUUUCAAAUAAAUAUCAAACUUCUUCAAGUCUCACUCAGCAUUAUCUCUUCAUCCCUUACAGGUAUAAGCUUGAAAACUUGGUAUAUCUGUUGAACGAACUGUCUGGCAACUCGGUGAUCAUUUUCAUUGAGAACUGUGCAAAGACUCAAGUCAUCUGGCUGACACUCAGAAAUCUCGGCUUCACUGCUUUUCAACUUCAUGGAAAGAUGGCACAGAACAAACGACUCGAAAGUUUAAGUAAAUUCAAAGAGAACGACAGAUCCAUCCUCGUUUGCACUGAUGUAGCGAGCCGUGGUUUGGACAUCGCCCAUGUUGAUGUCGUCGUCGUUUACAACAUGCCCACGCGCACCAAGGAUUAUAUACACAGGGUUGGAAGAACUGCUCGAGCUGGGAGAUCUGGAAAGGCUUACAUCUUCGUCACUCAAUAUGAUGUGGAAGAUUAUCUGAAGAUUGAAAAACUUCUUGGGUAUCAGAUACCCAAACAUACAAUACCACAGGACGACGUAUUGUGUCUGCAGGAAAGAUGUGCUGAGGCCACAAGGGCCGCAAAAUAUCAACUGGCUGAGGCAGAAAAGAAAGGAACAAAACAGAAACGAAUUAAAGAUAGCAAUAAAGGUGAGAACGAUGAUACCGAAGAAGCUAGUGGUGUAAGAAAAAAAUUUAAAAGAAAGAAAUAAUUUACAAUAAAUAUUUUUGAAAUUCUUCGUUUAAGUUUUUUUAAAUGCGUAAUAAAUAAUUAACUUUUUCGAACUUAUGAAUAGAAAAUAAAAUCUCAAACUCAU
This is a messenger RNA of Helobdella robusta, 1717 nucleotides long. RefSeq lists its product as hypothetical. Lineage: Eukaryota; Metazoa; Annelida; Clitellata; Rhynchobdellida; Glossiphoniidae. The record is from RefSeq and is a predicted model, not a curated record. The transcript has 13 exons. The coding region runs from base 278 to 1612 and encodes 444 amino acids. Gene Ontology annotation, molecular function: RNA helicase activity; ATP binding; nucleic acid binding.